Molecule: messenger RNA, 780 nt
Organism: Cyclocybe aegerita
Lineage: Eukaryota; Fungi; Basidiomycota; Agaricomycetes; Agaricales; Hemipholiotaceae
Source: the annotation of a GenBank genome assembly
AUGCCAUCUCCAAAUUUGAGGAGGAAGCCCACUGGCACUAUUGAUCCAAUAAAUGUGCCUGCUCCCACCCUUCAGCGUGGGCCCUCCCCCACCCCAACUAGUGCUGCCGUUGCAAGUGCUGAUCCUAAAUCCUCAGGGCCUUCCGCUCCACCAAAUGUGCCCAAGAUCCCUCUUAUUCAGGAGAUUAAAGAUUUCUUGGCAACGGCAGAGGGUGGAAAGGUGGAAGAAGGGCUCGAUGGGCUCGAUGGGGAGAAAAUUAAACUGAGUUAUAUAGAUGGCGGUGUCAUCACACAAUGCCCGUCCUUUCAGCACAAAGCCAUCGCACCUAUCCUGAUGGCAGCCAGGGGGUGGGGUGAGCUCUCUGAGAGCCUCAUCAAGUCAUGUGGGGUGCCAACAAUCCAUUUGUUUGAUGGUGAGGAAUACAAGGUUCCUGACUAUGUGCUCUAUGAGAACACUGUCCCUGGAUCGUCGUCUGGUGAACCGACAAUCAUCCUCAAGAUCGCAGUGGCCCAAAGCUGCGCCUCUGUAAAUUAUGUCACAGUGAAGUCGCUCACAGGAUCCUACAGCUCAGUUCAUCUGGUGAUUACAGUCAAUAUCAACCUCACAACAUUACCAAAUGAUCAGAGAUUAAAAAAUCAGAAGGGGGAGGUAAUCAAGGUGAAGAAGCUCAAAGAACUUUCUGUAGAGUCAUGGGCAUCUGUCGUGCACGACUCACUGCUGCUAGAGAAUGAGGAAGGCAAUGCUCUCUCCCCCCAGCAUCUCCUGGAAUUCAAACAUUGA